Molecule: messenger RNA, 1923 nt
Organism: Rangifer tarandus platyrhynchus (Svalbard reindeer)
Lineage: Eukaryota; Metazoa; Chordata; Mammalia; Artiodactyla; Cervidae
Source: the annotation of a GenBank genome assembly
AUGGACAGAGUCGUGAUGGCUUGGGUUGCUCUCCUCUGGCUAACAGCCGCGGCUGAAGGCCUCCAGGUCACGGUGCCCGACAAGAGGAAGGUGGCCAUGCUUUUCCAGCCCGCUGUGCUGCAUUGCCACUUCUCCACGUCCUCCCGCCAGCCGGCGGUCGUCCAGUGGAAGUUCAAGUCCUACUGCCAGGAUCGCGUCGGGGAGUCCCUGGGCAUGUCAUCUCCACGGGCCCAGUCUCUCAGUAAAAGAAACCUGGAGUGGGAUCCUUACUUGGAUUGCUUAGACAGCAGGAGGACUGUUCGAGUGGUAGCUUCUAAACAGGGCUCGACUGUGACCCUGGGAGAUUUCUACAGGGGCAGAGAGAUCACGAUUGUUCACGAUGCAGAUCUUCAAAUUGGAAAACUCAUGUGGGGAGACAGCGGCCUGUAUUACUGCAUCAUCACCACCCCUGAUGACCUGGAGGGCAAGAACGAGGAUUCCGUGGAGGUACUGGUGCUGGGUAGAACAGGGCUGCUUGCUGAUCUAUUGCCCAGUUUUGCUGUGGAGAUUAUGCCAGAGUGGGUGUUUGUCGGCCUGGUGGUCCUGGGAGUCGUCCUCUCCUUCGUCCUGGUGGGGAUCUGCUGGUGCCAGUGCUGUCCUCACAGCUGCUGCUGCUACGUCCGCUGCCCAUGCUGCCCCGACUCCUGCUGCUGCCCUCGGGCCUUGUAUGAAGCAGGGAAAGCAGCAAAGGCCGGGUACCCUCCCUCUGUCUCCGGUGUCCCUGGCCCUUACUCCAUCCCCUCUGUCCCCUUGGGAGGAGCCCCCUCAUCUGGCAUGCUGAUGGACAAGCCGCAUCCACCUCCCCUGGCACCAAGUGACUCCACUGGAGGAAGCCACAGUGUUCGCAAAGGUUACCGGAUCCAAGCUGAUAAAGAGAGAGACUCCAUGAAGGUCUUAUACUAUGUCGAAAAGGAGCUGGCUCAGUUUGAUCCAGCCAGAAGGAUGAGAAGCAGAUAUAACAACACCAUCUCGGAACUCAGCUCUCUGCAUGAGGAGGACAGCAGUUUCCGCCAAUCUUAUCAUCAGAUGCGAAACAAGCAGUUCCCUGUGUCUGGGGACUUGGAGAGCAAUCCUGACUACUGGUCAGGUGUCGUGGGAGGCAGCAGUGGGGCAAGCCGGGGGCCCUCGGCCGUGGAGUAUAACAAAGAGGAUCGGGAGAGCUUCAGGCACAGCCAGCAGCGCUCCAAAUCGGAGAUGCUGUCCCGGAAGAACUUCGCCGCUGGGGUGCCCGCCGUCUCCAUGGAUGAGCUCGCGGCCUUUGCCGACUCCUACGGCCCGCGGUCCAGCAGGGCGGACGGCAACAAACAGGAGCUCCGAUGCGGGAGCCGCUUCGAGCGCUCGGAGGCGCGGGCGCACGGGGCCCUCUACCAGGACGGCUCGCCGGAGGAGUACUAUGGGCCGCGGAGCCGCAGCCGGGAGCCCCUGCCCGACGCGGACCGCGGCUGGUCCUACAGCCCCCCGCGCCGGCGGCCGCCGGACGACGCGCACUUGCCGCGUCUGGUGAGCCGCACGCCGGGCACCGCGCCCAAGUACGACCACUCGUUCCGCGGACCCGGGCUGGAGAGGCAGGUGCGGCCGGAGGGCGCCAGCCGCGGCGGCAGCCUGGAGACGCCGUCGAAGCUGAGCUCGCAGCUCGGCCCUCGCAGCGCCUCCUACUACGCCUGGUCGCCGCCGGCCACCUACAAGGCGGGCGCGCCUCCGGACGACGAGGAGGACACGCCCGACGACACGUUGCCUCCCUACAGCGAGCUCGAGCUCAGCCGGGGCCCGUCCUACCGCGGCCGCGACCUGCCCUACCACAGCAACUCGGAGAAGAGGAGGAAGAAGGAGACACCCGUGAAGAAGACGAGUGACUUUCCAACCAGGAUGUCCCUUGUGGUCUGA